CUUAAUUCAUUGACCUUACGUCAAUGCCCCCGAUUAGGAUUUAUUGACCUCGACCGGUAAGCCUCAGUGGCUCACCGCACGUCCGCGUGCUUCUAUUCCAAUAACGUCAUGUCAUGGACGGCGUCAACGUAGUUUGGUCACUCAUUGUUCCCGUCAACAGCCUCGGUGGUUCCUGUCAUUGUAUCCUAAUUCGCCGUGAAGUCCAACACGAUUUCCAUCAAUAUAAAACAGUUUUUGCAAUUAGAAUCCCACUUAUUACGCGUUUGAACGUUUUGGCGUCGCUACCUAUCUGUGUGCAGUCAGCUUUUGAAAGUGUGAUGAGAUGAUUCCACGUUUUAAAUUGUAUUUUAAUUUUUUGAUAUGUGUUGCUCUUUUAACUUCGAGUGCAAGUGCGAGUACAUCUCCAGUGGUGAAGGAAGCUUUAGAAGAUCAUCUGAAGGAUGUUGCACACAAAGAAGGAGCAGAGUCGAUCAAAAUCGACAAACAAAAAGGCGAAAAAAUUCAUCAAAUUGAAAGUGAUAUAAAUGAAAGUCACAAAAACCAAUUUGCCAAAGCAACUGAUGAAGGGAAAUACUUGAAAAAGGAUCAUGAUUUGAAAGCGGCAUCUGAAAGCGAUGCAUAUGAAGGUUACAAUGCUAAACAGGAUAAAGCGGAAGACAGUCAAGCUAAUGGAUUCAAAAGAGGUCAUAAAAAGGGGCACCAUAAACAAGGUUUCCAGAACUCUUAUCACAAAGAUGAAUCAUCAAAUAAGAGUACCUUUUUUGAUGACUUCAACGAUGAAGGGGAUCAGGCUGCUUAUAAUAGUCGUUUAAAUACAUAUGAUAACCAAGGUGGUAGGAGUUAUCAGGGAUCUCAUAAAAAUGGAAAAGAACAAGUGCGAGAUGACUAUGCCGCUGGGGGUUACAACAGGCACGGUGAAAACGGCUUAAAACAUGUAGGGCAUCACGAUUAUGGAAAGAAAUACUAUUUGAAUGACGAUGAACAUUAUAAUAAACUUAACAAUGGCCAUAAUGCUUAUGACAGAAAUCGUCAUUAUGAUAGGCAAGAGCAACAUCUGCCCCCUCCACCUCCUCCCCCACCACCUAUUCAUCACCAUGAUCCAGCUUGGGAUUUAAAAGGUUGGGACGACAGACGUGGUUGGGAUGAUCGACGGGACUGGCACCGCGACGACUGGCAAAGGGAUCCCGGCUGGGAUAGACACUACGGCGGUCCAGGGUAUUAUGACGAUCAUGGCAUUCGACACGAUGGCGGAUAUGGCUAUGGACCUCACCAUGGUUAUGGGUAUGGAUACGAUGAAACUCGAGCAAAUCCAGUGGCUCAAAUCCCUAAGGACAGCCCUAUUGUUGCUCAACGAAAACAAACUAUUACGAUAUACGAAGAUCCCAGAUAUAAUGGAAAGGAUAAAGGGCAAUUACGACGUGAAGAAGGGGACUAUCUCGAAUUGGAAUUUAAACCAAGUAGUCAUCGUUAUGCUAGUUAUGACGAUACAUAUUAUAGUGCUCCAACCAGAGAAAAAGGAAUGGAGACUAGUAAAAUAAAUAGACUUGUGUAUAACUACAGACGUCAGUAAUAAGUGUAACGGGAGAAUAAUCUUAUUCCUAUUGCAUAAAAGUGCUUUCUAGAGAUACUCAUUAAAGUAUUCACUUAUUUAUUGUUAGGCAUGUUGUUUAGUCAUAUAAUUGAAUGGGGACGGUCAGACGGUGGUGGUUCGUCACAGGGCAAACUAAUAAGGGUAAUUUAUUAUACAAGUUUCAAUUGAAACUAUGGAAUUCGUUUUUAUCUCUAAGAAAUAAAAGCGAACUGUAAAUAAAUGGAAUCCAUUUCCA
Messenger RNA from Chilo suppressalis (striped riceborer), 1826 nucleotides. Lineage: Eukaryota; Metazoa; Arthropoda; Insecta; Lepidoptera; Crambidae. The record is from the annotation of a GenBank genome assembly.